Molecule: messenger RNA, 714 nt
Organism: Pochonia chlamydosporia 170
Lineage: Eukaryota; Fungi; Ascomycota; Sordariomycetes; Hypocreales; Clavicipitaceae
Exons: 3
Coding region: 1-714 (237 amino acids)
Source: RefSeq, a predicted model, not a curated record
AUGGCGCAACAAGGUGGCGGCGGACUAUCUUAUACGAUUGUCCCUUUCAACGAUAUCAACAAACUUCCUGCCUGUGCUAAUGCCUGUGGCCCUCUCUGGGAUGCGAAUGGCGCCUGCGUCCCCCCGGCCGUUGCUACUGCGGAUGCAAACACAUACCAAUCCUGCUUUUGCUCCAAUGCAAAGGUUGCACCAUUCGCAAACGGAGGAGCCGCAAAUGUUUGCCCAAAUGCAUGCCCGGGAAACCCACAGGGCUUAAGCUCCAUCGCGAACUGGUUCACGAGCCUCUGCAACGGCAAGGCACCUGGAAAUACUCCCAAGACAACAGGAACGACCUCAGCUACCGCGACGAACACCGCAGGUUCAUCAGGAAACAAUAGUGGUAGCAGCAAUAGUGGAAAUGGCGGCGAUUGGCUUUCUAACCACUGGCAAUGGGUCAUUAUGCUCGUGGUUCUUGUUGUUGCUAUCGCUGGCAUUUGGAUUGGCGCAUGUAUCUGGCGUCGUAAAUACUUGAAGAAGAAGGACCGUCAAACUUCACUUGGCCAGAAGCACUCGGGGUCUGCUAGCCGCCCAUCAUGGGGUCCUACCGUCACCGGAUCUGAGUCUGCCACACCGAUGGCGUUCAAUGCUGGUCGGGAUGCCGAGCAAGGAGUUAUUCCCGAAAAGCCACGAAAGACCAAGCAGAAGAAGAAGUGGACGGUCACUCAGCGCACUUAG